Molecule: messenger RNA, 3095 nt
Organism: Aphidius gifuensis
Lineage: Eukaryota; Metazoa; Arthropoda; Insecta; Hymenoptera; Braconidae
Product: transmembrane reductase CYB561D2-like
Exons: 3
Coding region: 356-1051 (231 amino acids)
Molecular function (GO): transmembrane monodehydroascorbate reductase activity
Source: RefSeq, a predicted model, not a curated record
GUCUUUUCUCUCUUGAUGAUUUCUUUCGCGAAACAGUCGUAAAUGCGAACUAACUUCAUGCUUGCCUGCACAUUUCGUUUUUUAAUAUUUUUAUCAUUUAUUUUUUUCUCAUUAUCAAUGCAUUAUCAGUACGUUAUGUUUACUUGAAACUUUUUUAAAAAAUACUAUAAACAGUGACAGUGAUAAAAUAAAUAAAUAAAUAAAUAAUAUUUACAAGUGUUUCGUCGUUCAAAAAUUAUUUAUACAUGCGACAAAUGGAUUAUUAAUAAAUUUAUUUUUAAAUUAAAAUUUAAAAAAUAAUAAUUAUUAAAAAUAAUUGAAGAAGCAUAAAAAUUUAUAAAUAUAAAAAUUAAAAAUGAAACCAGAAGGAGAAACUAAAGGUUUACCAAAUGCAUUUGGACUUGUUAUGUCUGUUUUGACACAUGUACUAUUAUUGGCACCUGUCAUUUAUAUUUUGUCAUUUUUUAUUGGUAAUUUGGAUGUACUAUUUUCAUGGCAUCCAACGUGUAUGGUCAUUGGUGUGGGUUUAUUAAUAUUUGAAGGUGUCUUUAGUAUAUCUGGUGAGGCAAAUUUAAAUCAAAAAGUAUCACGUAUUAAUAGAAUAACAAUCCACUGGAUUCUUCAUACAAUUGGCCUGUCAUUGAUGUACAUUGGUCUAAUAGUAAUAAUAAUAAAUAAAAAUAUUCAUGAUAAAGAACAUUUUACAACAUUACAUGGUAAAAUUGGUUUAGCAUCAGUAAUACUUGCAACUUUUGUUGGAUUAUUUGGUGUAUUAGCAAAUAAUACACGUUGGCUUUAUCCAAAAGUACGUCCAAUAUUAUUAAAAGUUGUACAUGGAUAUGGUGGUAUUGGAAUGACAAUAUUAUUUUUAAUAACAAUUAUAAAUGGUUCAUGGAAUUAUGCAUUUCCUGAUAAUUCAACAUCACAAAUUCUUGUUCUCUUAUCAUUUAUUAUUGCAAUUAUAAUAAUAUUGUUUAAGCCAAUAUUAGGAGCAAUUGCUAGAACAAAGGUAAUUCUACGACCACCACAACAACAAAAUCAAACAGCGUGAUCAACAAAUUUAAAAAUUUAUCUAUCUACAAUUAUUAUAUUUUUAUAUUUUUUAAUAAUUAUUAACAAUUGAAGAAUAUUUAUUUAUUAUACCUUUUGAAUAUAGUACAUCAUUUAUGAGUACGAGCUCUGAUGACAUUGAUGAUCAAUAACAAUCAUGUUGGUGGCACACCUGUGGACAAAAAUCAUUCAAAAUUAGCUUAAAUAAAACAUUCAAUAAAUAAGGAAGAAAAUAGACACACAAGGUUUUUGAUGAUUUUAUAUAUUUAAAAUUUCACCACAAUGAAAUCUUUGUGCAUUGGAAACAUCUGGUUCAAAUUAAUUACACAUGAUUCAUUGUAAAUUUAUUAUUUCGUUUUAAAUAUUUUUUUUUAUACUUUUAUUCAAGUGCAGAUAAUUUUGUUAUUUGAAUGCGUCACUUGAUGAAUAUUUAUGCAAAUUUAAAAUCACACAAAUGAAUAUGCUAAUGAUAAUUAUACUAAAAUUAAUAUUAAGUUGAAAAAAAAAUAUAAUUGUUGAUGAUAAAUACGAUAAACAUUAAAAAAGAAAAUUAAACUUUUUUUUAAAUUUUAUAUUUUUAGAUAAUUUAUAAUUCAACCAUUUAUCAACAUUUUUUUUUUUUUAUAAUUUUAUUACACACGUACACACAUUAUUAUGUACACAUAUAAUUUUAUAAUUUAUCUUGUCGAUGACACAAUGUACAAUAAUAAUAAUACAAUCAAUUACUUUUUGUCAAUAUAUAUAUUAUUUAAUUUUUCAAAUUUUAUUAAUUCCUUGGAUUUGUUUUUUAUUAAUAAUAAUUAAUAAUAUUUUGCAGUGUUUGUCAACUUAACAAUAUGCAACAACAUUUAUUUAUAUUUUAUACAUUUAUUCUUUUUUUUUUUGUUUAAACAUUUUCAUAAAAUUUAAUUAUAUCUUUCGUUUGAUUUCAAUAUUUUUGGCUUUAUUUAUUGUGUCUUGAUUGUAUAACGUUUAUUAAUUUUUUUUCAACUAAUAAUUUUGAUUGUUAUUAUUUUAUUUUUUAAAUGAAAUUUUAGCUAACAUCGAGACAAUCAAUUCCAUUGAUUUAUUAUUUAAUAUAAAUAUUGUUUUUGUUUUUUUUUUUAAUUGCUCAAUUGUCCAAUUAAUUCUUAAUCAUUUCUCACUAAUUUUAAUAUGCCAUAAGGCAUUUUGUACUUUUCGCUCAAACUCUUCUUUGUUUAAAUAUUUUUUAAAACUUUCUUAUACUUUUUUAUCAAAAAUCCAACUGGUUUAUAAUCUGAUUAUUUUUUAUAUUAUUAUCAACAUUUUUUUAACUAUCAGUCAUCGUGUUUUGAUCAACCAUAAAAUUUUCUAAAUCAUUUCGCCAAAUAAUUAUUGUUACAUUUUGUUUUUUUUUUUCUAAUUUUUUUGUUUAAUGAAUUCUAGUGUCUUAUUAUUUACUCAUUUUUUCAACAUUUACCAUCUAGAACUAUUAACUUUAAUCACAUAUGGCACUAUAGUCACUUAAAUUUUUAUUUUCAAUUUUUUUUAAAACAAUGCUUAUUGACCUGAUUUUAUAUUAACGUUUAUUUAUAAAUUACUGGGGUUUUUUUUUUCUUUUUCAAUGGAUUUAAUGCAACUAUAAAAAAAAAAAUAAAAUAAAAAAUUAUAAACAAUUAUUUUGAAACAAUAACAACAGCUAUAAUAAAAACGAUGAAAAAAAAUAUAUAUAUAUUUUUUUCUAUACUAGUAAAUAACGUUUUUUUAGAGUAAAUAAAUUUCUUUUUUUUUUUUUCAAGUAAAUUAAUUAAUCUCACUUUUGUAAUUAAAAUACUAUCAAUUUAUGAAUUUUUUUUUUUUUGUUAAUUUAAUCAUUUAAUCACGCAAACGCAGAUAUGACAACUUGAACAUUUACGUUCAUUCAUAUCGGCUAUUUUAAAUAGUUUAUUUAUUUAUAUUUUUUUUGCUUAUAUCAAUUAAUUUUUUUUUCUUUUUUUUUCUUUAUGUAGAAUAAACUAUACAAUUCAGCGCAAGUCUCUGUUAAUUUUUUGUCAACGAUUAUACAUCAAUUAUAAUUCAUCUAA